AUGGCACCUAUUGAUAUCUCAACCCUCCACAUCGACGGCUCCUCGGAGCUCUCCUUCUCAUUCUCCCUCUCCACCGGCACGGUGACUCUCGGGUUCGGCGCCCUCUUCCUCUGCGCGCCGCUGACGGUAGUGCCUAUCCUGUGGGCAGUAAACUAUUACUGCGCCACAGGACGCUACCGUCGCGCCCAGGCAGAGGGGGCGCCGCCCGCACCGCCUGGUGAUCCUCACCAGGUGGUGGCAAACGACCCGGAAGCCACUGUGGCCGGAGAGGGAGAGUGA
Messenger RNA from Aspergillus versicolor CBS 583.65, 279 nucleotides. RefSeq lists its product as uncharacterized. The coding region runs from base 1 to 279 and encodes 92 amino acids. Lineage: Eukaryota; Fungi; Ascomycota; Eurotiomycetes; Eurotiales; Aspergillaceae. The record is from RefSeq and is a predicted model, not a curated record. The transcript is spliced from 2 exons.